Xiphophorus hellerii (green swordtail) is the source of this 4806-nucleotide messenger RNA. Its product is annotated as phospholipid-transporting ATPase ID-like. The coding region runs from base 708 to 4286 and encodes 1192 amino acids. Gene Ontology annotation, molecular function: ATP binding; ATP hydrolysis activity; ATPase-coupled intramembrane lipid carrier activity. The record is from RefSeq and is a predicted model, not a curated record. Gene Ontology annotation, biological process: phospholipid translocation; Golgi organization. Gene Ontology annotation, cellular component: trans-Golgi network; plasma membrane. The transcript is spliced from 28 exons. NCBI's taxonomy places the organism in Eukaryota, Metazoa, Chordata, Actinopteri, Cyprinodontiformes, Poeciliidae.
AUAGUCUACUCUGAGUCUAGUCAAAGUUUUUAUAAUGAAUUUAUAUCUGGUUUUAGAGCCAAUCCAAGCUCAAAUUAUUUAAUUGUUCAUAACAUAAAUAUCAUGUUUUAUUAUAAUUUGGCAGACCAAGAGAUUAUUCAUGUUUUAUUUGCUUUACUGUCACAAAGCUUGAACUCAUGACAUCAUGAGUGUUUUCUCCUUUAGAGGAAGUGUUGCUACUUCUGUUUUAGCUCAAACCUGAAACAAUCGACCUCCUGAUGAAUACAAAGUUCUGCAGAGUGUGUGUGAACACACCACGGCGUGUGUGUGUGUGUUAACCGCUGGCUAUGCGACUAAUAACUACAGUGCUGGUUUCUGAUUGGCUGCACUCACCUUUAUUGUGUUUUUACAGCCCAGGUAUCGAAUCCUGCAUGCAGAUCCAAAGAUCGCUGCUCUGUUUGUUCAGGGCCAUAACAGGUUUUGCUGCUGGGAUCAGAAGAUCAUCAGAACCUUUUGGACCUUCUUUGUUUCCCUUCCACAGUCUGGAUCUGGAUCUGAACCUGCAUUCAUCCAAUCAGGAAGCAGAAAGACACCAGAACUUAUAAAAUUUCACAGUUUUUAUCUGUUGUUUUCAGGUAGAUUUGAGUUUUCAGUUAUCAGAACUACUUUGGGAUCCAUUUUGAAUGCGCUCGUGAUUCAGGUGUGAUGAUGGAUGAGCCGAGCUAACGAUGGGAUCGGUCGUGUCGUUCUUUAGGAAGUUGUGUGGAGGGGAGAAGCAGAAAGAGGUGGAGAGACGCCUGCGAGCGAAUGACCGAGCUUUCAACCAAACCUGGCAGUACGCUAAAAAUGCCAUCAAAACGUCCAAAUACAACCUUUUCUCCUUCCUGCCUCUGAACCUCUUUGAACAGUUCAGCAGGCUCGCCAACGCCUACUUCCUCUUCCUCCUCAUCCUCCAGCUAAUCCCACAAAUCUCUGCUGUUCCCUGGUUCACGACGGCUGUGCCGCUGAUCGUUGUGCUUUCCGUAUCGGGGGUCAAAGACGCUAACGAUGACAUAAACAGACACAAACAAGACAAGCAGGUGAAUAACCGCAAGGUGAAAGUCCUGAUACACGGAGAGCUGAGAGAAGAAAAAUGGAUGAACAUCCAGGUUGGAGAUAUCAUCAAAGUGGAGAGCAACCAGUUUGUUCCAGCCGACCUCCUGCUUCUGUCCAGCAGCGAACCUCUCAACCUGAUUUAUGUGGAAACAGCUGAGUUAGACGGGGAAACCAACCUGAAGGUGAAACAGGCCCUGACCGUCACCGGGGAGAUGGGAGACAACAUCGAUGAUCUGUCUGCCUUCAGAGGUGAAGUUCGAUGUGAGCCUCCAAACAACCAUCUGGAUAAAUUCAAAGGGACUCUGACUGUGGAUGAACAGCAACACGGGCUGGACAACGAUAAGAUCCUGCUCAGAGGAUGCACUGUGAGGAACACAGAGUGGUGCUUCGGUUUGGUCAUCUUCGCAGGUCUUGAUACCAAGCUCAUGCAGAACAGCGGGAGAACCACAUUUAAACGGACCAGCAUCGAUCAGCUGAUGAACAUCCUGGUGUUAUGUAUCUUUGGUUUCCUGGCAACUAUUUGUGCCAUCAUGACGGUUGGCCAUGCCAUCUGGGAGGUGAAUGAGGGCUCGACCUUUACAGCGUUUCUUCCCCGCCAAUCAGGCGUUGACAUUCCUCUAUCGUCCUUCUACGCCUUCUGGUCCUACGUCAUUGUCCUCAACACGGUUGUGCCCAUUUCUCUCUAUGUCAGCGUGGAGAUGAUCCGCCUCGGGAACAGCUUCUUCAUAGACUGGGACAGGAAGAUGUACUAUCCGAAGAAAGACACUCCGGCUCAGGCGAGGACCACCACACUCAACGAGGAGCUGGGUCAGAUCAAGUACAUCUUCAGCGACAAGACCGGCACUCUGACACAGAACAUCAUGACCUUCAACAAAUGCUCCAUCAACGGGAGAAACUAUGGUGAGCUGUAUGACUUUUCUGGACAAAGGAUGGAGAUAACGGAGAACAUGAAGAGAGUGGACUUCACCUGGAACCAGCUGGCAGAUCCAAAGUUUGUCUUCCAUGAUUACAGCCUGCUGGAGUCGGUGAAGGAGGGAAACCCAGAGGCCCAGGCCUUCUUCCGCCUGCUGGCUCUGUGCCACACCGUCAUGUCGGAGGAAAAGAAAGAGGGGGAACUCAACUAUCAGGCUCAGUCGCCAGAUGAGGGCGCUCUAGUGACCGCAGCGAGGAACUUUGGGUUUGUUUUUCGCUCGCGGACGCCAGAGACCAUCACUAUCAUGGAGAUGGGGAGGAAAGUUACAUAUGAGCUUCUGGCUGUUCUGGACUUCAACAACGUGAGGAAGAGGAUGUCAGUUAUCGUCCGUGACCCUGAGGGCAGGAUGACUCUUUACUGCAAAGGAGCAGACACCAUCAUCUAUGAGCGACUGCACCCAUCCUGCUCCAAACUGAAGGAUGUCACCAGCACACACCUGAACGAGUAUGCAGGCGACGGGCUUCGCACUCUGGCUCUGGCCUACAAAGACUUGGAGGAGAGCUACAUGGAGCGCUGGCUGCAGCGCCACCAGGAGGCCACCACGGCCAUUGAGGGACGCGAGGACAGACUGGAUGUUCUCUACGAAGACAUCGAAAUGGACCUGAUGCUGUUGGGAGCCACAGCUGUGGAGGACAAGUUGCAGGAUGGCGUCCCUCACACCAUCGAGCAGCUGGCCAAAGCUGACAUCAAAAUCUGGGUUCUGACCGGAGAUAAACAAGAAACAGCAGAAAACAUUGGAUAUUCCUGCAACAUGCUGAGAGAAGAGAUGAAGGAGAUCUUUGUUGUGACUGCUAACACAGCUGACAAGGUCAAAGAGGAACUACAGAACGCCAGAAGGAAAAUGUGUCCCGGAUCAGCAGAGAAGCCGAAGGUGAUCAAAGCUCGAGCCGGCUUGUUUUGGCUCCAGAAGACCCAGACUGUCCAGGAUGAAAAAGUAAACGGAGAAUAUGGCCUGAUUAUAAACGGACAUAGCUUGGCCUACGCGCUGCAAGAGGAAUUGGAGUUGGAGCUGCUGAGGACGACAUGCAUGUGCAAGACGGUCAUUUGCUGCAGGGUCACCCCGCUGCAGAAGGCCCAGGUGGUUGAACUGGUCAAGAAGUACAAACAGGCUAUAACUCUGGCCAUAGGAGACGGAGCCAAUGAUGUCAGCAUGAUCAAGGCUGCUCAUAUCGGCGUGGGCAUCAGCGGUCAGGAGGGGAUGCAAGCUGUUCUCUCCAGCGACUUCUCCUUCGCCCAGUUCCGUUACCUCCAGCGCCUCCUGCUGGUGCACGGCCGCUGGUCCUACAUUCGCAUGUGCAAGUUCCUGCAAUAUUUCUUCUACAAGAACUUUAGCUAUACCCUUCUUCACUUCUGGUAUGGUUUCUUCUGUGGCUUUUCUGCACAGACUGUUUAUGAUGACUGGUUCAUCACCAUAUAUAAUAUGGUUUAUACUGCUACCUCAGUUCUCGCCUUGGGCCUCUUUGACCAGGACGUCAACGACCGCUGGAGUUUCCGAUAUCCUCAGCUCUACUCUCCCGGCCAGCUCAACAUGUUUUUCAGUAAAAGAACUUUUGUCCAAUGUUUAAUAGUCAGCACCUACACCUCCCUGGUCCUCUUCUUUAUCCCAUGGGCAGCUAUGCAGGACUCUGUCCGGGGCGAUGGCAAAGACGUAGCGGACUAUCAGUCCUUCGCUAUGUUGACGCAAACCAGCCUGAUGGUAGUGGUGAGCUCUCAGAUGUUUCUUGACACCUAUUACUGGACAGUGAUUAAUCAGUUCUUUCUGUGGGGGAGCAUUGCUGCCUACUUGGCCAUCACUUUUACUAUUUCCAGCAAUGGUCUUUUUUUCAUGUUCACCUCCAGUUUCCCCUUCAUUGGCUCAGCGAGGAACAGUUUGAACCAGCCGAACGUGUGGCUGACGAUGUUCCUGACCUGUCUUCUCUGCAUCCUGCCUACGGUGGCUUAUCGGUUCCUCCGCAUGCAGCUUCGUCCCACCAUCACUGAUAAGGUCAGGCAUAAGGCUCGGGAGGAGGGACAGCCGGCUCCGGCUCCUUACCGACCACCUCAACGGCGCGUCAGCACCCGCCGCUCCAGCUACGCCUUCUCCCACUCCCAGGGCUACGGAGACCUGGUGACCUCCCGCAAAUUCCUGCGCCUGAAGAGGCGUCCGUCCCUGUUCGGCAGAAAGGACUCUCCGCUGGUGGAGAACCAGCCGCAGCGCUAUCGGACCAUAACGGAGGAGACAGAAGAGUCACAGACAUAGGAUGCGUUCAGGGACUGAAUUAUUUUUAUUUGUGUCGUUAUAUACUGAGAACUGGACGGAUGCCAGAGGAAAUAAUGGUGUCAUUAAGACACUCAAAUAAUGUUUUAUUAUUUUAUUAUUGAUAAAGAGCUAAUGGCAACACUGUGAAUAUGUUUACUAAUUAUACAUUAAAAGUAAAAACUGGUGACCUUCGAUGCUUACAGUUCCAGUCUGGUUUACUUCUUUGGCGUUAGACAAGAAAGGGCGCCAUCUUGUGGUGUGAAGAGUGUAAGCGCAGUAAUAAACUCCAUGAUGUUUUUCUUUUCUUUUUCUUUCGUUUUUUUGUCGUUGUUGUUCCUGUUUUUGAGCGUCUUUAAGCAAAAAUUAUGUUUACUUCUCAGAUUUUUCUGAAACACUAUUUGGCCUUUAUUAAACAUUUAUUAUAUUUUAAGCAGAAAAGUACAAUAUAUGCCAAUCACAUAAACAUACAGUGGAAAAAGUUCCAGAUUUAAUUGUCUUUGCAUGUUUAUAACAUCAAACA